ACGAGCUAUCAGAAACAUAUGCAGCACCGAAGCUGCGCACGUUAGCGAAGAAAAACGAUCUCCGAAUACGUCGGAGGCAGCGCAGCGUCCAUGGCGGGCCCGAUGGUGACGGCGCCAGUGUCCUUUUGAGUCGACUCGAAGCACGAAGUAGCCAAUCCUUGCUCGACGCACCUGACUGAUCUGAGCACACCAGAGCAGACCGAACCCGACCGAACCAGACCGAAUCAGACUGGACGAGUUCAGAUCUGGGAAGCAGCCAUGGGUCCGAUAGUGACGGCGCCAGUGUCCUUUUGAGUCGCACCUGACCAAUCAGAGCACACCAGAGCAGACCGAACCAGACCGAACCGGACCGAACCAUGGCGGGUCCGAUGGGUCCGAUGGGUCAGAUGGGUCAGAUGGGUCAGAUGGGUCCGAUGGUGACGGCGCCGGUGUCGCCGGACGAGGUGCUGCAGAAGAUGAUGCACGACGGCGUGUUCGACUCGCUUAAAAACCGGAUCCUGCUCGACCUCAAGCAUAAUGAGGAGCUGCGGCAGUACACGGCAAAGCUGGUGCAGAGCAGCGAAACCCUGUCGGCACACGACGCUCGCACGCGCAACCGGCGGGAGCUGUUUGAAGCCCUGAGGAAGGAGCUGGAGGCCCCAGUGGUGGACAAAGCGUCUGGGUUCGCGUGGGAGCUCAUGCUCUCGCCUCUUGCAGGGGGCGUGGGUGAGGAGAUCCACACCCGAGUUGAAGAGACCUUCACUCGGCUCCACGCGGAGAAGGCAGCCAGUGACACGCUGACACGUGGCGGCAGCGUCGGCGCUGGCGGGAGUUUCGAGGAUGCGGUUGUGGCGGCAGGAGAGGCAACGGGGGAGGCAGCGGCAGCAGCGGCAAGGGUGGCUGCAGCGUCGGGGUUUGGGCCGAGGAAAGGGGGGGGUGUUGCUGCUGCUGGUGGGGGAGCGGGGGGAGGGGAAGGGAAAGGGGGAGGAAGAGGGGAAGGGGGAGCGGGGGGAGGGGAAGGGCAAUCGGAUGGAGUGAGGGAGGGAGGGGGAGUGAGAGGGGUGGCUGGGGGGUUGAGAAGAGAAAGUGAGGGGGAUUUGGGGGGCAAAGCUGGGGAGAGCGCAGAUGGAGCUGGGACAGGGGGCCUUGUGGCCUCAGAAACGGUCAAGGUAGGCGUGUUGGAUGAGGGGGCUUGUGGUGCUGAGCAGCCAACUCAGAAGCAGGCUGAGGGGCCGUAUGGUGGGCCUGUGCUUCCAGGGGUUCGGUGCAUGGCAGAUGUCACUGGGGCUGAUGCUGAUGCUGAUGCUGAUGCUGCAGAUGCUGCAGAUGCUGCUGAUGCUGCUGCUGCUGCUGCUGACACUGACGCUCAUGGUGCUGCCGCUGGUAAUGCUGCUGGUGCUGCAGCUGCUGCUGCUGGUGCUCGUGCUCGUGAUGGGGAUAGUUGUCGUCGUGAUGCUCGUAGUGACAAGGACAACAAGGGCGAUGGGGGUGAUGGUGGCCGGAACCCUGCUAAGGAGAGCCGUGGGUUUCGAAGGGACAGGAGGGACGACGCGGGGGACGGGAUGGAGGCGCGAGGGGCAGAGGGUAGGGGGGGCCAUAGAAAAGAUACUGAUGGAAGUCCUCCUAGGAGAGGGCACUUGAGAGCGGAUGACCCCCCAAGGAGGUCUAAGUUCUCUGACUAUGCUCACAGGUGGGGGGAUGGGGGGAGGGAAGGGGGGCGGGCGGGGGAAUGGGGAGUGGGGGGGGAGAGGGGAGGAGAGGGGGGGUUGGAGCGGCGCAGUAGCAGGGAUGGCCCGCCAGUAGUGCCUUCCUCUGCAGCAGCAGCAGCAGCAGCAGCAACAGCAGGAGCAGCCUUGGCUCCUGGUGCCAGCGCUUCCCGCUCUGGAGCCGGACUUGGGACAGGCCCGGGUGGUCCCGGGCCUGGAGGGUUCGGUCCAAACCUAGCGCCCUUUCAUAGUCCGGGAGGGGCGCAAGCAGCAGUGGCAGCAGCAGCAGCAGUUGCGGCGGCGGCGGCAGCAGCCGCAGGGGCAGCAGGAGGGCCAGGGGGGGGGUACGGUCCUGCUGCUGCUGCGGCUGCGGCGGCUGCAGCUGCAGCAGCUGCAGAGGCGUAUGGGUAUUCAGGAGGGAUAGGAGCACCUGGGGGAGGGUUUUCUGGGGGAGGUUUUAUGGGCAGGGGGAUGUCGAUGCAGCACCUGCAUUUUGGUAUGGGUCGAAACCCGCCCUCAUGGUUCGGGUCAGGUUCGGCGGCAUGGGCUGCACAGUUCCAGGCCUUGCAGAUGGGUCGAGGAGCAGGGGGCACGGGGUUUGGUUCGGGAGGGAUGGGAGGUAUGGCAGGAGGGCAGCAAGGCUCGGCAGGCUAUGGUUCGGCAGGGUAUGGCUCGGCAGGAGAAUGGGGAGGUCCAGGGGGGAAUCCUCACGGCCACGUGUCAUCCACCCUUCCUAGUCAGACAUCUGGCCACAUGACGUCACCUGGUGCCGCUGCUGAAUCAGCAACAGGGGUAGAAUCCAGGUACACGUCAGCACGAGGAGGCGAGAGGGGAACGAGCGGAUUGCAGGCUGUUUUGGGCGGCGGGGGCAGCAGUGGUGGAAGGGACGGGGAGGAUAGAGGGAAGAGCAGAAAGGAUGGGGCUGAUGCUUCUGCUCCUGCUGCUGCUGCUGCUGCUGCUGCUGCUGCUCCUGGUGCUGGUGCUCCCUCUGCUGGUGAUGGUGUUGGUGCAGCAGGUGCAUCGCCAGGUGGUGGUGAACAGGGAGAGCUACGCAAGUCCGUAAGCAGAGACAGCAUGGGCAAACCGGCGGUGAAGGCAACAGCAGCAGGUGGUGCAGCAGCAGGGGCAGCAGCAGUAGGGACAGCAGGAGCAGGGGCAGCAGGGGCAGCAGGGACAGAGCCAUGGGACGCCCAUCUCAAGGGCAUGGUGGCUCCCCGAUUCCAUCCUGGCUCAUCGCAUCGCGCUCCCCAUGCCCAUCCGCCGGGCCAUCCGCCGGGCCAUCCGCAUCCCCAUGGGCAUGGGCAUGGGCAUGGGCAGGGCAGUGUUGGGCCAGGUCCUCGAGCACGGGGGCACAGUGGUGGGCUGUCUAGCGCUGCUGCGACCCGUGCUCCUGCUGCUAAUGCUGCAAGUGGUUCUGGUGCUGCCGCUGGUGGUGGUGGUGCUGCUGCUGGUGCUGGUGCUGGUGCUGGUGGUGCUGCUGCUGGUGCUGCUGCUGCUGCAGCUGGUGCCAUUGCUGCUGGUGCUAGCACUGGGGGGUUUUCUAAGUCGCCUUUGGCUCAUCGGGCGUCCAUGCCAACGCCUUCGCGUCUGUCUAAGCAGAGGGAGUCUAGCAGAGAGCAGGAUAAAAGCCGGGAGCAGGGCGAGGGGCAGCUAAAGAGGAGAGCGUCCCUCGGCGGUGCUAUUGGCACUGGUGGUGGCGGUGGUGGGGUUGUUGGUGGUGGCAGUAGGGACAGAGAGGAGAGCGCGCAUGCGAGGAUGGAUGGCGGGUUGAAAGCAAAAGGAGAGAGAGGAGAGGGAGGUGCAGCAAGGAGGAAGGAGGUGAUUGUGCACAAGUCACAGGUGAAGGAGCAACAGCUGAAGGCUCCUGGGAAAGAGCAACAGGUGAAAGCACAGGGGAAAGAGCAGAAAGCGCAAUGGAAGGAGCAGAAGGAACCUGCCAAGCAGCAGCAACAGUCAGUAAAGACAAAGGAAGAGCCGAAGAAAUUGCAGCAGCAACAGUCAGUAAAGACGAAGGAAGAGCCGAAGAAAUUGCAGCAGGAACCGAAGGUAGAGCACAAGGUUGAAGGGAAGGGGGUGGAGAAGGAGGCAAAGGCGCUGCCAGCUGCAGCAGCAGCAGCAGCAGCAGCAGGGAAAGACGAGGCACCACAGCAAGCAUUGCAGCUGCUCAUAGGCAAACGGCCUAGCAAGUGAUUGCUUGGGAGGGGACUCAGUUAGGACUCGGGAAAUUGGCAGAAUGUCUUGACCUGCUGAUGGGUGCGGGUUUGGGGUUGGAAACAACAGGGAGGCUGUUUUCCCGUGGCGUCUGGCACACAUUUGGCAGCAGUUGUUGCUCACGUGCGAAAGCUGCAGUCCUGCAACCGCAGGAGGAUGUCAGUCAUGGUUGCAUUCAUUGAUACCUAUUUGGAUGACUUUAUGAAGCCUUUCCUUGUAC
This is a messenger RNA of Closterium sp. NIES-67, 4116 nucleotides long. NCBI's taxonomy places the organism in Eukaryota, Viridiplantae, Streptophyta, Zygnematophyceae, Desmidiales, Closteriaceae. The record is from the annotation of a GenBank genome assembly.